Messenger RNA from Cladocopium goreaui, 462 nucleotides. The record is from the annotation of a GenBank genome assembly. Lineage: Eukaryota; Dinophyceae; Suessiales; Symbiodiniaceae.
AUGGCGCAAGUUGGCUUGAAGCGGCAGCUUGCUCUCGCUCUCUUGGCAGCAGCGAUUUUCACUUUCAGCAAGAGGCUCCCAGCAGCAAACGUGCAGCCCCCUCGCUUUGCCUUACGAGUUUGUGAGAAGUGCGUUAGCCGCUCAGCUGGAAACGGCUACAAUCCGAAGGGAGUGCUCCAACAGACAGCCAAGAUGGCAGCAGAGGCAGGCUGGCCGGCGCCAAACGUUGAAUGGGGCAAAUGUACUGGUGGAUGUGACUAUGGUCCAACUGUGCGGCUGGUCAAGGGAGAUAUUGCGAUUCCUGUGGCAGUUGAGGGCAUGACAGAAGAUGAAGUCAGUUUCAAGGCUUUCCUCGCUGUCCAGAGUGAAAUGGAGGCAGAGCGUGCCUUUGGCCUUGCCAGCAGGCACAUAGCCGAGUCUUCUGCAGAUGAACCACAGCCAGACAUUGAGAUUCCAGCAUGA